This is a messenger RNA of Malania oleifera, 1726 nucleotides long. Its product is annotated as geranylgeranyl diphosphate reductase, chloroplastic-like. Gene Ontology annotation, molecular function: oxidoreductase activity, acting on the CH-CH group of donors, NAD or NADP as acceptor; FAD binding. Gene Ontology annotation, biological process: photosynthesis; chlorophyll biosynthetic process. The transcript has a single exon. Lineage: Eukaryota; Viridiplantae; Streptophyta; Magnoliopsida; Santalales; Ximeniaceae. The record is from RefSeq and is a predicted model, not a curated record. Gene Ontology annotation, cellular component: chloroplast thylakoid membrane. Bases 314 to 1669 code for a protein of 451 amino acids.
UAAAUAUUUAAAAACCGUUAUCAAAAGUCGGGUUCUUACAUUAGUGUUGUAGUAUAUUUUCUUCCUCUAGUAAAUGGAAGGGAUCUUUGAAUAAAGUAGAAAAUCACAAUAAAAUUAUAAUUUGAAAAAGAAACCAAUAAAAUUUUUAUAAAAACUAAAAAUUCAACCCCUUUUUUGUUUUUUAUUUUAAAAAUUACUGUUUGAACCACCGGGAGUGGAGCCUUGACAGUGAACCCGUAUCAGCUUAUCGACACUCUCGCCCUGCCAUCCCCAUUCCUGCAACUCAUCACACUGAAAACCUCCAUACCCUCCCAUGUCUGCUCCGGUCCUCCUUCACCAGCUUUUCUUUUCCCCUCCUCCUCUCUCCUUCAAAACCCCUGACCCAAAACCCCUUCAAAAACCACUCUCUCCCAUCAUCGCCGGAACACCCCAACCUCUACCCUUCUCUGGCCGUAAGCUACGCGCCGCCGUGAUCGGCGGUGGCCCUGCCGGCUCCUCGGCUGCCGAGGCCCUCGCGGCCGGCGGACUCGAGACUUUCCUGUUCGAGCGCAGCGCCGCCACCUCCAAGCCCUGCGGCGGCGCCAUCCCCCUCUGCAUGCUCGACGAGUUCUCCAUCCCCGCUCACCUCAUCGACCGUCAGGUCACUCAGAUGCGGAUCAUCUCGCCGUCGAAUCUCAUCGUCGACUUCGGCAAAACACUAAAGCCUCACGAGUUCAUCGCCAUGCUCCGCCGCGAAGUCCUCGACUCCUACCUCCGCGAUCGCGCCCAAUUCAACGGCGCAAAUCUCGUCUCCGCCCUCGUCACGCGUCUUGAGGUUCCCCGCUCUCCGAGCGCACCGUACGUCGUGCACUACACGAUCAACAACUCCCGACGGUCCCUCGCCGUCGACGUCGUCAUCGGCGCCGACGGAGCGAACAGCAAAGUGGCGAAGGCGAUCGGAGCCGGGGAGUACACCUGCGCGAUAGCGUUCCAGGAGAGGAUCAAAUUACCGGACGAGAAAAUGGCGUACUACGAAAAUCUCGCCGAGCUGUACAUGGGCAGUGACGUGUCGCCUGACUUCUACGCGUGGGUGUUCCCCAAGUGCGACCACGUGGCGGUGGGCACGGGUACAGUGCAGUCGAAGCAGGAUAUUAAAUUGUACCAGAGAGGGAUCAGGCGGCGGGCGAAGGCGAAGAUCAACGGCGGAAAAGUGAUCAAGGUAGAGGCCCACCCAAUCCCGGAGCACCCGAGGGCGCGGCGCGUGAGGGGGCGGGUGGCGCUGGUGGGGGACGCCGCGGGGUACGUGACGAAGUGCGCGGGGGAGGGAAUAUACUUCGCAGCGAAGAGCGGGAGGAUGUGCGGGGAGGCGAUAGUGAGGGCAUCGGAGGGUGGGGAGAGGAUGAUAACGGAGGGUGAUCUGAGGAGAGAGUACCUGAGGGAGUGGGACGCGAAGUACCUGAGCACAUUCCGGGUGCUGGACCUGUUGCAGAGGGUGUUUUACGGGAGUAACGCGGCGAAGGAGGCUCUGGUGGAGAUGUGCGGGAGCGAGUACGUGCAGCGCGUGACGUUUGAGAGCUACCUGUACAAGAGGUUGGCGGAUGGGAAUAGGUGGGAGGAGGUGAAGAUGGUGUGGAACACCAUUGGGAGUUUGGUUCGCUGUAACAUUGUGGGCGGAAAAUGGGGCGUUUGAAAGUGGUUUGUGGAAAAUUCUGCUUUGGUUAAUGAAAAAAUUUAACUCUCUUCCUGA